This is a messenger RNA of Enterobius vermicularis (human pinworm), 390 nucleotides long. The record is from the annotation of a GenBank genome assembly. NCBI's taxonomy places the organism in Eukaryota, Metazoa, Nematoda, Chromadorea, Rhabditida, Oxyuridae.
AUGUUCAAGCCUGUUGUGGUCAUUUUGAAUGGAAAAAAAGCUGCAGAUGAGGCUGGUCCUGAGCUUCAUUCGAUACCGUGCAAGAUUCAGCAUACUGGCCAAGCCAAUGUGAGUUCUUACUUCCUACGGGAGAAGCACGACGGAGGUAAUGAAAAGUCGACGUUUCGAGGACGUUUUUUAGACGGCUGUUUUAUGAAGGUUCCACCGCAUUACAAACUUUACACGCUGAGGGAAAGGAGCAACAAAACUGACCAUUCUUCGUACGAUGUUGAGAGGUCUAUAGACGGUUUUACUUUAUGGGAGUAUGACAAGCUGCCCUCAACAAGCAGUCCAUUGCCCCGUGCAAUAAACGUUUUGAAAAUUAGUGAGGAUCUUGCUGGAGACGACUGA